CCUCUCUCGGCUUCUUCGGCUGAACCGGAAAUAAUUGGUUGGCAUUAGCAACGUUUCGGCCGAUCCAGGCCAGAAUACAGAGAUAGCAGAAGAAACAGAAACAAAGAGACAGGUUUGAAACUGCUAAUUUACGCGUUUUCCACUGUGUGCGCAAAACACACUGAAGAACAGGCUAACAUUCCUGUUGAGCCUCAUACUGAGAUUGUGAGGCAAGAGACUAUAACAGAAUGACAAGCUCCUCUACCCCUAGAAUGCACACGUACAAGAGGACUUCCAGCCCUCGAUCACCAACGAAUACAGGAGAGCUUUUCACACCAGCACAUGAAGAAAAUGUGCGCUUCAUCCAUGAUACUUGGCUUUGUGUUUUAAGAGACAUUAAAUCCCCACAAAAUAGUGAACGUAAUGAUCGUGGACCACAGGAGUAUGUGGAGAAAAACCCAAAUCCCAACCUACAUUCUUUUAUACCAGUGGACCUGAGUGACCUUAAGAAGCGGAACACACAAGACUCCAAGAAGUCUUAAACCGUUCCCUCUCUUUCUGAUCCAGCAGUUUUUGUCCUCCUUUUACAUUUGGGACCUUUUUACUCUAUCAGUCUUCUGUCGGCCAACAAAGAGCCACAAGCUGGAAGAUUUAGCCACCUUAGUCCAGAAAGCUUCUCUUUUCUCUGCCUGUUGGACCUGUGGUCUGGACUUACAGGCUGACAUCUAUUUAUGCGUUACAUUUUCAAGAGGGCUCUCUGAUCUCUCUCUCUC
Sinocyclocheilus rhinocerous is the source of this 752-nucleotide messenger RNA. RefSeq names its product MAPK regulated corepressor interacting protein 1 (gene mcrip1). Lineage: Eukaryota; Metazoa; Chordata; Actinopteri; Cypriniformes; Cyprinidae. The transcript has 5 exons. The coding region runs from base 228 to 521 and encodes 97 amino acids. The record is from RefSeq and is a predicted model, not a curated record.